AUGGACGAUACGGCCACCACCUCCGCAAUCCUGGACAUUCUGUCUUCAAUAUGCCUCUCUUCAGGACACUCCAAUGUCAAGAAGCAUGUCUCGCCUUCCUCUUUACGCUCGCAUCUUCCACACGUUUUGCCCCAAUCGACUCCAAAAUCUGUGAACAAAAGGAAAUUGUCAAACUCUUCGGACCCGCUCAUACUGAACAAAUCGCCAAAAGUCAACAGAAGCGGAGGAACAGACCCAUUCAACAAGAAUACGCUUGAUGAGCGAAUCAACUCGUUCAAUAUCCUUAACUGGUCCUUCGAGGACGAUAAACUGAAUCCCCUCGAAUGCGCGGUGAACGGCUGGCAAUGCCACAAGCGAAAAAACGAACUUCUUUGCCACUACUGCAAUGCGGUAUUGCUGAUCCGCUUGAACGAACAGAAUGACAAGAAUAAAAUCGUUACAAACUUUCUGUUUGUGGAAGACGAGGAAGCAGAAGAGCAGUUUUUCAAGGUGCGCGAACAGCUGAUAAGCUCGUAUCUUCGUCGGCUACGUACAGAUCACUAUCCGGGGUGCAUGUGGAGGAACUCCAAUUUGGAUAUAGAGCUGGUCAGAAAGCAAUACCAUCUCAAGAUUAGUGACAUGAAUGAAAUAUUAGAGCAAUAUCAAGGUAAUCUUGAAAACCUGAUCGAUCACCAAGACAUUAUUAUGCUGAAAAGCUACACCACAGACAUAGUAAAUAAGUCGCAAAUUGAGAUUUUGCAAGCUUAUAACUCAACAAACUUGAUACUUUCCAUGGUUGCUCUUUUUGGAUGGGAGCUAAAACAACAGAAAUUUGGAUCAAAGAAUUUGGCACUCCUCAAAUGUCAUAAAUGCACAAGGCGAAUACUGCUGGGGGAAUCUGAAAAUCUUGACCACACGGAGCCGCUCAAGUCUGUCAGCUAUCCAGCCGAGAUUAGCAAUGAAGACUCUGACAUCAACCUGCUCGCAGAACAUGAACACUGGUGCUGCAUGGUAACUGAAUUUAAUAACUUGAAAGGAUAUGAAGUGGUGUUGAGAAUCCUGCAAAGCGUGUCUUUAUCGGACGGCUACGAAAGCAUGGAGGUCGAGCAAGAUCAUUCGUACACUUUCGACUCCACGAUGGCGCUUCUUCGUGAGUUCAGCUAAACAUAUCAAGCAUAAACCAUAAUCAUCAUAAUACUACUUAAUUUCUCUUUUGGUACACGUCUUCAGGAUUCAAAAGCGUGCCAAACACACGAUCCCAGAAUUUGCUGGUGACACCAAAACCAAGCUCAUAGUUUUUAUAAUGGUGCUCCAAAUGGUAAGUCUUGAGAUCCUGGAGGUAUUUUGGGAGCUUGGCAUGAUGGAGAAUAUAAUGAGUGCAGUCAUAAAGAAUAUAGCCAAGAAAUCCUCCAGCGAAUCCGGAGCAGGCAGCAUAGUAAGGCAAAAUUGCAAACACAAGCUUGUAGAACGGAUAGCACAAAACAAUAAAUAGUGUUGGUGGCAUCACCAGUCUUUUCUUGUCCAUAGGUAGGUAGUGGUGGACACCGUGCAACAGAAAGUGAACAGUAAAUGCAAGCUGGUGUUCUGGAAGGUAGUUAUCAAUGUGGAAAAGGAACCGAUGCAUGACAUAUUCAAUCAAAGUCCACACGAAUAGACCCAGAGCCCAGAGAGCCAGUGCCAAGAAUUUGUUCUGGUUGACAAAUCCGAUGUAGAAAACGUAGAAGUUGACUGGAAGCCAAAUAAGUGGAACCACAUACCAAGGUGUCACCGAAAGAGGCUCCAAAAAGUUUCCGAAAAGAGGGGCCGAGCCUUUUCCGUAGUGUCUAGGUCUGUGAACCUGGUCAAGGUAAAAUUCCUUGGUCCAGUUGGCAGUGAGGACCUGAAUCAGUAACGGUUUGUUGAGAUCCAAGAAUUUGUGCUUUCUAUAAUCUUCGUCAACAUCUGUCCUAACGCUCAACAGCUGCUCCGAAGGCAGCUCACCAAAUUCAGUCAAAUCAAUUGUGUCCGGAAUCACUUCCAUGUUCUGAUGCUUAGAAAGAAGUUCCUCUUCCUCUUCUGGUGUAGCCAAGUAUCCGAUAAGCAUUUCGUCAUUCAACAUCUCGUAGACGCUCUCGGAAUGUGUGUGACUGCUAGGAUCGGCAAGAAUUUGGGUGAUGUCUUUGCCAGCAUAUUCCAAAAUUAGUUCACUGCCGGCCGGGUGUUCAUCAAGAAAGUUAGUGACAUCGUAGAUAUUUCUAUUGUAAAGAGUCACCCAGCAUGACUUAACAGUAGUAUGGGCCUCAAACUGUUUGCGAGACACGAGUGGCAAACGUCUGUUAUUCAUCGGGCUAUGAUGUGAAAAAAGAUCACGCUAUUUUCUUAUAAGCGAGGGAGAACAAGCAAAUCAACACCGAUGACGUUGAAAUACGGUGACAGAUGUUUGUAUGAGGUGCAAAUCAAGAGUGACUAGAUAAUUUGGAAUCAAGAACGGUCCUUGAUUUUGUUUCUUGAUGAAUAAAUUUCUGCUGUUUGUUUGUAUUCGCUCC
Messenger RNA from Ogataea polymorpha, 2504 nucleotides. RefSeq lists its product as uncharacterized. The transcript has a single exon. The coding region runs from base 1 to 1143 and encodes 380 amino acids. Gene Ontology annotation, molecular function: zinc ion binding. The record is from RefSeq and is a predicted model, not a curated record. NCBI's taxonomy places the organism in Eukaryota, Fungi, Ascomycota, Pichiomycetes, Pichiales, Pichiaceae. Gene Ontology annotation, cellular component: nucleus.